Messenger RNA from Nicotiana tabacum (common tobacco), 4265 nucleotides. The record is from RefSeq and is a predicted model, not a curated record. NCBI's taxonomy places the organism in Eukaryota, Viridiplantae, Streptophyta, Magnoliopsida, Solanales, Solanaceae.
GAGGGACGUUUACCUUUGAGCAAUAAUUGGAUUCAAUUGGGAUACUUUUUAGCUGUCCAAUGUGUAUAUACAGUGGUCUUUGAAGGAAUUUCCUACCUCUCCUUCUGUUAAAAUUCAAAGAAAACCCAUCUCAUACAAACUUUUCUUAUUUGAAGCGCUAGUAGUUGUUUAUUUCUUUCUCUUCUAUUAUCAUCACUUUUAUCUCUUACCACAACUACAAUUUAUCCACAUACAAGUUUUUUUUCUUUUCAAAUAAUUAGCUGAAUCAAUGGCAUCAUCUUUUGCUUCUGCGAGUACUUCACAGUUUCCUCGAUGGAACUACAAAGUCUUUCUAAGUUUUAGAGGUGAAGAUACUCGAAAAACAUUUACAGGUCACCUCUUCAAAGGGUUGGAAAACAAUGGAAUAUUUACGUUUCAAGAUGAUAAAAGGCUAGAGCAUGGCGCAUCAAUAUCAGAUGAACUCUUGAAAGCUAUCGAACAGUCUCAAGUUGCCCUCGUCGUUUUCUCAAAGAAUUAUGCAACAUCGAGGUGGUGCUUAGAUGAGUUAGUAAAGAUCAUGGAAUGCAAGGAUCAAUGUGGACAGACUGUCAUACCAGUCUUCUAUGAUGUGGAUCCAUCACAUGUUCGAAACCAGAGAGAGAGCUUUGCCGAAGCCUUUGACAAACACGAACCAAGAUAUAGGGAUGAUGAUGAAGGAAGGCAGAAGCUCCAAAGAUGGAGGAAUGCUCUAACUGCUGCCGCAAAUCUAAAAGGAUAUGAUGUCCGUGACGGGAUUGAAGCAGAGAAUAUUCAGCAGAUUGUCGACCAAAUUUCCAAAUUGUGCAAUAGUGCUACUUUGUCUUCUUUGCGAGAUGUUGUAGGAAUAGAUACUCAUUUGGAUAAAUUAAAGUCCCUACUUAAGGUAGGAAUCAAUGAUGUUCGGAUCAUAUUGGGGAUCUGGGGCAUGGGUGGACUAGGGAAGACGACGAUAGCAAGAGUCAUUUUUGACAUUUUAUCUCAUCAAUUUGAAGCUGCUUGUUUCCUUGCGGAUAUAAAAGAAAAUGAAAAAAGACAUCAACUGCAUUCUUUGCAAAACACCCUUCUCUCUGAAUUGUCAAGAAGAAAAGAUGAUUACGUCAAUAAUAAGCAUGAUGGGAAGCGGAUGAUUCCAGACAGACUUUUCUCUAAGAAGGUGCUAAUUGUGCUUGAUGAUAUAGAUCAUAAAGAUCAUUUAGAGUAUUUAGCAGGUGAUAUUGGUUGGUUUGGUAAUGGUAGUAGAGUUGUUGUAACAACUAGAAACAAACAUUUGAUAGAAAAGAAUGAUGUCAUUUAUGAAAUGACUGCACUAUCUGAUCAUGAAUCCAUUCAAUUGUUCUGUCAACAUGCUUUCAGAAAAGAAGAUCCAGAUGAGCAUUUUAAGAAGCUUUCAUUGGAGGUAGUAAAAUAUGCCAAUGGCCUUCCUUUAGCCCUCAAAGUGUGGGGUUCUCUGCUGCAUAACCUAGGCUUAACUGAAUGGAAAAGUGCAAUAGAGCAAAUGAAAAUUAAUUCUAAUUCGGAAAUUGUUGAUAAGCUCAAAAUCAGUUAUGAUGGAUUAGAGCCCAUACAACAGGAGAUGUUUCUAGAUAUAGCAUGCUUCUUACGAGGGGAACAAAAAGCUUACAUCCUACAAAUUCUUGAGAGCUGUCAUAUUGGAGCUGAAUAUGGAUUGCGUAUUUUAAUUGACAAAUCUCUUGUGUUCAUCACUGAAGAUUAUCAGAUUAUUCAAAUGCAUGACUUAAUUCAAGAUAUGGGUAAAUAUAUCGUGAACUUGCAAAAGAAUCCGGGAGAACGCAGCAGACUAUGGCUCAACGAGGAUUUCGAAGAAGUGAUGACCAACAAUGCAGGGACCGUGGCAGUGGAAGCAAUUUGGGUUCAUGAUUUGGAUACACUACGCUUUAACAAUGAGGCCAUGAAAAAUAUGAAAAAGCUUAGGAUAUUAUACAUAGACAGAGAGGUCUAUGAUUUCAAUAUUAGCGAUGAACCCAUUGAGUAUCUAUCCAACAACUUGCGUUGGUUUAACGUGGAUGGCUAUCCUUGUGAGUCAUUGCCAUCUACAUUUGAACCCAAAAUGCUUGUUCACCUUGAACUCUCAUUUAGUUCACUGCGUUAUUUAUGGAUGGAAACAAAGCAUUUGCCGUCUCUACGGACGAUAAAUCUCACGGGCUCUGAAAGCCUGAUGCGAACACCAGAUUUCACGGGGAUGCCAAAUUUGGAGUAUUUGGAUAUGUCUUUCUGUUUUAAUCUUGAAGAGGUUCACCAUUCCUUGGGAUGUUGCAGCAAACUCAUUGGGUUAGAUUUGACCGAUUGUAAAAGCCUUAAGAGGUUUCCAUGUGUUAACGUGGAAUCUCUUGAAUAUCUGGAUUUACCAGGUUGCUCAAGUUUAGAGAAAUUUCCAGAAAUCCGCGGGAGAAUGAAGCUGGAGAUACAGAUUCACAUGAGAUCUGGGAUAAGGGAACUACCAUCAUCUAGUUUUCACUACCAGACUCGUAUUACCUGGCUAGAUUUGAGCGAUAUGGAAAACCUUGUAGUUUUUCCAAGCAGCAUCUGUCGGUUGAUAAGUUUGGUUCAAUUAUUUGUGUCUGGUUGCUCAAAACUGGAAAGCUUGCCAGAAGAGAUAGGGGAUUUAGACAACUUGGAGGUGCUUUAUGCCAGUGAUACUCUAAUUUCACGACCUCCAUCUUCCAUCGUACGCUUGAACAAACUUAACAGCUUGAGCUUUAGGUGCUCCGGAGACAAUGGAGUGCACUUUGAGUUCCCUCCAGUGGCUGAAGGAUUACUGUCAUUGAAAAAUCUAGAUCUCAGUUAUUGCAAUCUAAUAGAUGGAGGACUUCCGGAAGACAUUGGAUCCUUAUCCUCUUUGAAAGAAUUGGAUCUCAGAGGAAAUAAUUUUGAGCAUUUGCCUCGAAGCAUAGCCCAACUUGGUGCUCUUCGAUCCUUAGGCUUAUCAUUUUGCCAGACGCUUAUACAACUGCCAGAACUUUCCCAUGAAUUAAAUGAAUUGCAUGUAGAUUGUCAUAUGGCUCUGAAAUUUAUCAAUGAUUUAGUAACAAAGAGGAAGAAACUACAGAGGGUGGUAUUCCCGCCACUGUAUGAUGAUGCACACAAUGAUUCUAUAUAUAAUUUAUUUGCACAUGCCCUGUUUCAGAAUAUCUCUUCCUUGAGGCAUGACAUCUCUGUUUCAGAUUCCUUGUUCGAAAAUGUGUUUACCAUUUGGCAUUAUUGGAAGAAGAUCCCAAGUUGGUUCCACCAUAAGGGAACUGAUAGUAGUGUAUCAGUCGAUUUGCCUGAAAAUUGGUAUAUACCUGACAAAUUCUUGGGUUUUGCUGUAUGUUACGAUGACAUUUUAAUUGACACCACAGCUCAAUUGAUUCCCGUAUGUGAUGAUGGGAUGUCGUGCAUGACCCAGAAACUUGCCUUAUCAGAAUGUGAUACAGAAUCAUCCGAUGAUUCAGAACGGUAUACACCAAUUCAUUUUUUCUUUGUACCUCUUGCUGUCUUAUGGGAUACAUCUAAGGCAAAUGGAAAAACACCAAAUGACUAUGGGAUUAUUAGGCUAUCUUUUUCUGGAGAAAUGAAGAAGUAUGGACUUCGUUUGUUGUAUAAAGAAGAAGCUGAGGUUGAGGCCUUGUUACAAAUGAGGGAAAAUAACAAUGAACCAAUAGAACAUUCCAAUGUGAUAAGGAGGAGCAGAUCUGACAAUAGUGAACACCAUGACUCCGUGACCGAUGAAUCCAGUUUAUGUUGCUGUCGCAUACUGUAAUAACAUUCGAAACAAAUGUCACAUUUUAAUGAAAGUAAGUUGCAAGUUUGGAAGCCCUUUGCUCUAAAGCCGGUGGCAUUGCCUAUGAAGAGCAUAUGUUUCCUUUGUUUGAAGCAGAACAACUGGACUCUUGUCCUGAGAAAGAGAUUCGCGAGAGAACUUACUUGGAUAAAAACCAAUUGCAGAUGAAUGUUCGCGAAGCAAGAAAGCUGUGCCAAAAUGGAUGGAUGAAAGAAGCCUUGGAACUAUUCUUCUUUUGGAAUGUAGAGCUCAACUAGUCUUGUAUUCUCUCCAUCAGAAACUGAUGUUCACCUUUUCAUUUGUAUACUCUCUAACUUUAGCAAUACACUUUUGUGUGGAGGUUCAGUUUAGUAUAGAGGGACUAAAACAACAUCAUAAAUAUUGUGUUUUCUUUUUUCAUUAAAUGUUCCUGAAAAGGAAAAAUUUGUUUCACUUGGAACUUCAAUCGCAGAAGUACAUAAGAGUU